UCAUAACGCUAGGUCUACAACUCAGUUUACUAGGUGAACAAACGACAUCAAGAUACAGAAAACAGCCGAGUUUUGAAGAGCUCGUCUGCUUCUCCACACAGCAACUUGAAGGCCAAUAUGGCGUGAAACAUGUGCGCAAAUACAAAGACAGGAAGAAAUAUUUUACACCAAAGCAGAGUCUUAGCAACAGAAAACGAAAGUUGAAUGUACAAUCAUUAUGGAAUGCUAUGACAAUUAUUAUUCAAAUGAUACGUGCCCAUUCAAUACAGAUACGCUCUCUCGUUUCUGCUUAAAAUCGUUUAAAGCCGCUUACCUUCGAUUUUAAUUAUGUGUGUUAUGUGAACGGAAUGAUGUUAGCAUAAAUCGCUGUCCGAAAUAUAAAUAAAUAAAGAUGUCAGCUUUGUGAGGCUUAAAGAAAGAAUGAGUAAAUCUCCACGCCCCAACAGUGUUCCUAAACUGGAAUUGGAUAAGCUUGUUGGUGAGCACCCAGAAGAUGGCAAACAUGCACAACCAAUAAAGAAGUCUCAUGCAGUGCAGUCCCCAACUGCAAGAUCAGAUAUAAGUUGGGGAACUUCACUUUCUGCUCCUUAUGCUUUGACAAGUGCUGAUAUCAGAAUAGGGAGAACUGUACAUCGACCGUGUACACAUAUCACUCAUGGUGAUAAAUUACAGACUCACCAAACUUCAAAUGCAACCAAUGUUAACAGAAGAAAGGAUAAUGGAUAUGAUUUCAUGCAAGAUAAACCACAGAAAGCAACUUUAAAAAAUGUCAAAAACACUGCUUCAUAUCAAACAACAUAUAACAAUCCUGCAAUUAAUAAACAUUUAAAGGCAGUUGUUUCUAAGUCACAUGUGGAUAAAGAAGAAGAAAAUAUGGGGGCACCUGGUGUUAAAGACAACAAAUCUACAGAAAAGAAUAAAUCAAAAUACUGGUAUCUUGACGAAGAUAUGGUGGAUAAACCACCCUCACCAAAGGAGGUAGAUACUGGUUAUACAGUGGAUGAUAUGGCAAAAUUUCAAACAGAAUAUACAUCUAAACCUUAUACUGGACUUCAUGAGUUAAGAAAAUAUGCAGCAGAAGAACAAUUGAUCCAGAAACAGAAACAAGACAUCAUAGAACAAGUUCUCAUCGAUCAAUUAUCUAAACAUGUGAUCAGUGAUGCAGAACAAGAUAAAGAUCCGUCUCGACAGAAUCCAUGUGACCCAUCGUCCAACAUCAAUGCUGCUCCGCUUAGAUUUCGAAGCAGACGACUCCAUAACACGCAAGUAAGCACAGUUGGUGCAUCAACUGAAUCGAAAUUAAAAAGUCGAACAACAUUUGGAGGUCGAAUAAUAACUAGGGAUGGUCGGGAUGCCCUCCGUGAACUCUUUGGUUUUUAUUUCCAUAUUGACCAAACAUUGACUGUGUAUGAAUAUCGACGUUUUGGAAAGAACACCAACAAAGCACUCCCUCUGAUAGAACGAGGAAAAUAUUGUCAUGUUGUUGGCCGAAGGAAGGGAAAACAAUAUUCUGCAGUUGAUUUUGGUUUAGGAAGAAAUAUCAGUUUCUCAACAAAAAACCUCGCUCAUUUACCAGACUCACUGAAACAAAACCCAACACUUGUUAUAAGAAUUUGUGAAGUCACUUCAUCGCAAACAAAUUCUAAUUGGGAUUUGGAGUCAUCAGACCGUGGCGAUGGUUCAGACACAGCACUGGAACGAAAUGAUAGGAAAAUUACACUAAAAGUUCAAUCAUUAAUACGUCAAAAGAUUGGAGAUCGUAGUGUUAGUAUCGUGGUUGGGCUGGGCAAGUUAUUCCGACAACUUGAUCGAUCUGGGGAUGGUAGGUUGGAUAAACAGGAACUACAACGUGCGAUGGAGAAGUUUAACCUGACACUUCCACCUCAGGAUUUUCAAGCAGUAUGGAGAGUGGUCGAUGAGAAUAAUGAUGGAGCGAUUGAUUAUGGAGAAUUUAUGAGAUCCUUUAUUGGUGAAAUGAAUGAAACACGAAACUCAAUUGUUAGGAAGGUAUUUAAAAAGAUUGAUCCUCAUAAAACUGGGUACGUGAAGUUACUUGAUAUGCAGAAACUCUAUUGUGUGAAGAAUCAUCCACUUGUCGUUGCUGAUAAAUUUUCCGAGACAGAGAUGAAAGAGAACUUCAUGACAUCAUUUAAUGAGUUAAGUUCUAAGAACAAUGGACAAAUAUCUUACGUUGAGUUUGAUGAGUAUUAUGAAGGUGUUAGUUUAACUGUUGCAAAUGAUGGUGAUUUUAUCAACAUGAUGCGAAAUUGCUGGGGAGUAUGAUGUUUCAAUGUAUUUAAAAAUUACUCAUUUUUUUUCGUUAUGUUUUUUUCCUUCACUUUUCAGAUGUUUUAUUGAAACUGUUCAAGCUUUUAAUGGUUUCUCAAACAUUCUAAGUCAUUAGUUUAUCUCUGAAAACCUUUGCACAAUAAUUUAUAACUCUCAAGCACUAACUCCAACCCCACGAAUAAAAGUUGACUUUAUUUGAUUGGCUCAAUUAAUAAACAUUGUGUAUGAUCACAGCAAUGAAACAACACAUGUUAUUUUGCCCAUCCACAUACAUUUGUAUUUGCCAACAGACAUAUUUGGCAAUGUUUUUUAAAAGUUAUUUCAAUAUUUUAUUUCUUUUAAAUUAAAUUGAUUCGGUGCUAUUUAGUUUCAUAUAACACUGUUUUUGCAAUUAGUUUUUUAGUCCCUGUAAUUUAUAUAUUAAUAACAUUGCAAUUAUUUUAGUGUAAAAAUUAAACUUAUAUUUUUCGUAGCAAAUAAAUAUUUAA
Messenger RNA from Ciona intestinalis (vase tunicate), 2777 nucleotides. NCBI's taxonomy places the organism in Eukaryota, Metazoa, Chordata, Ascidiacea, Phlebobranchia, Cionidae. The record is from RefSeq and is a predicted model, not a curated record.